CGUGUUUAAGAUAAUAUAAUGACUUCUAUCAUUCAACUUUGUUUUCAGUAGUUUAUAUAAUAUGGUGAUCAGAUGCUGAAUGUUAAAAUAAUAUUUAAGUACUAUCAAAUAACCGUGUUUUGUCAACUAUUCUGCGUGUGUGUAGGAACCUAUCUUCAGCAAAUGUGUGUUCCACACGGACGGUUUUAAGACACGGUCGAGAUGUUUGUUUUCGUUUGCGUAUGUGUUUUUGUUGCUUACAUUGUUUCUAUAAAGUUUGUGUAUUACAGAUAUAGACAGUUAUGGCCACACAUGUGGGAUAAAAUAUCCACUCCGUUACACACUGGCGGAAAUAAACAUUUUUGUCCAACACAAGAGAGAUCCGAUGUACACUUGCGGAAUUAUGAGGUGCGCACGAGAUCCACCGGGAUACGAGCUCUGUUGGUCACCGCGCAUCCAGAUGAUGAAUGCAUGUUCUUUGCACCCACCGUCUUGAAUCUUGUUAAAUCAAAAGUAGACGUACAUCUGUUGUGUUUGUCAACAGGCAACUACAACAAUCAAGGACCACAACGCAAAAAGGAACUGCUUGGCAGCUGUACAGUUCUGGGCAUCCCAACCCACAAUGUCACCAUCACAGAUAACAAAGAGCUUCCAGAUGACCCGACGGUCCAGUGGAGCACUGCUCUGAUCUCCUCUCUGAUCCUCAAACAUAUAGAAAACUACACCAUCAGCCUGGUCCUAACAUUUGAUGGAAGAGGUGUAAGUGGACAUGCCAAUCAUACUGUCAUCUAUAAGGCCCUCAGUCAUCUGGCUUCUUCUGGAAGACUACCUUUAGGUUGCCAGGUCUUUUCUCUUCACACCAUCAGCCUACUCAGGAAGUACCUGUCAGUCUUCGAGCUGCCAGUCAGCUGGCCUCCCUCUGAUUUGUGCUGCAUUAUUGGAUGGGAGGAGUAUAAACGUGCCAAGAAAGCCAUGCUGUGCCAUCAAUCUCAGCUGGUGUGGUUCCGCCGGCUCUACAUACUGUUCUCACGCUAUAUGAUUAUGAACACAUUCCAGGCUGUCGCCGUGGAAACAAAGAAUGUAAAAAUGUAUUAGUUUAGAUCUUGUUUUGCACUGUUCCUGCUCACGUGGGACUAAAUUCAGGCACUGAGGCUUUAAAGUUUUAUUUACUGUUACUGUCAUUCUAAAAAAGUAGGUGGGAUCAAAAUAACAUUAGCACAUAGUGACCGCAGUGGAAUGUGUUUGUCUACGAUAAACUGCUUACUGAAAUUAUUUGAUAGCGAAUUUGUCAAACUGGUUCCUUCAAGUUCAACGCAAUAAAUCCAAAACUUGACCAAUCCUGUAUAUACUUGUGCCUUGUAAUAUGAAGGGGAUGGAAGACAAAGUUUACAUAUUCUUGAAUGUUCUGUUAGUCUUGUUACUGUACUUUGUUAAGAUUUUUUGUUAAAGCACUGUUCUAAGCUGAUCACUAAACACUGUACCAAAACUAGUUCAGUACGGUUUCAAAACUGACUAAAUGUAUUUGUGAAUGAAUCUGUUGAAUUACACGUUUAUGCCCGUUACACACCAGGAAUACUCUUUGAAAAAUAAAAGAUGAAAUGAA
Triplophysa dalaica is the source of this 1582-nucleotide messenger RNA. RefSeq names its product phosphatidylinositol glycan anchor biosynthesis, class L (gene pigl). NCBI's taxonomy places the organism in Eukaryota, Metazoa, Chordata, Actinopteri, Cypriniformes, Nemacheilidae. The record is from RefSeq and is a predicted model, not a curated record. Gene Ontology annotation, cellular component: endoplasmic reticulum. Gene Ontology annotation, biological process: GPI anchor biosynthetic process. Gene Ontology annotation, molecular function: N-acetylglucosaminylphosphatidylinositol deacetylase activity.